AUGGAUGGAGACUUGGCACACAUAGAAUACGAUUAUUCUCAAGCUAACCAUCAGACUUUAAGUUUUGAGGAUGGAUCAGAAAUUUGUAUUCCUGUAAAGAAAAAAACAUUUGAAACAUGGGAGGAUGAAAAACCAGUCGCAUUUCUCUCCAUCGUUGGAGGAACAAACCAAUAUCUGCCUAACGAAACGAUUAAAAAUCAACUUAAAAAUGGUUUACAAGAAAUAAUGGAAACAACGAAAAUCUGGAUUAAAACUGACGGAGAAAAUACAAGUGUUGGGAAGAUUGUUGAAGAAUUUGCAAAAGAAGAAAAAAACUUAACCCAUGUUUUUCAUGAGCAUUCGGAAAAAAUUACAAAUAAUAAGGCUACACAUUUGGGCCAAUUAGACUAUGUUCUGGAAACUUGCAUCACUGAUCACUUGAAGAUUCCUAUAAUAAUGAUAAUUAUUGGAGGUGACGAAAACUCAUUUGUUACCGCCAUGACAUACUUGAAGAUGAAUUAUCCGGUUUUAGUUUUAGAAGGGUCUGGAAGAGCUGCAGACUUCAUCUGUAAGGGAUACAGAUUAAGUACCUUUAGAACAAGCGAAGACAAAUGUGUACUGUCUGAUACAUUCAUAUCUGAAAUAACAGAAGCAGCAAAAUACAUUUAUGGUUUUAAUCAGGAAGAUAGGAUUACUGAAAAAAGGAAUUGUGACAAACUAGCAUACAAACUCAAACAUGCAUUGGAAACAAGAUGGACAUUUAUUCACGUGCACUCGAUAAACGAUACCACACACAGUUUUGACAAGGCGUUUCAAGAUAUACUAUUUCAGUUGGUGUGCAAAGAAAACAAACAGGAUUAUGAGAUUAUAGAAAACAUACUUAAGUAUGCCGAUUUGUGGGACAGACCAGAUAUUGCAGAGAAAGAAGUAUUCAAUUUAGAAAACAGCAACUUGUUGCAGAUGAUUCAGGGGAACAAAGACAGCAUAUUAUCAACACUAUUCAAAAACGCAUUGUUGGACAAAAAAGAAGAAAUUGUCAAGCAAGUGCUUGAUUAUAUCCAGGAUAGAGAAUUCUUUACAGUGUUUUUACAACAAAAUCUAGAGGAAUUAUAUGUCUCAGAGGUAAGUCCAGAUCUGCAAGUUGUUAUACUUGCAUGGAGUGCAUGA
Mytilus trossulus (common blue mussel) is the source of this 1146-nucleotide messenger RNA. RefSeq names its product transient receptor potential cation channel subfamily M member 2-like. The record is from RefSeq and is a predicted model, not a curated record. Gene Ontology annotation, cellular component: plasma membrane. Gene Ontology annotation, molecular function: ligand-gated calcium channel activity. Gene Ontology annotation, biological process: calcium ion transmembrane transport. The coding region runs from base 1 to 1146 and encodes 381 amino acids. The transcript is spliced from 9 exons. NCBI's taxonomy places the organism in Eukaryota, Metazoa, Mollusca, Bivalvia, Mytilida, Mytilidae.